UUCUCUUCCAAGUUCCAACUUGAUAAGAUCGAGAUACUUCCAGACACGCGCACGCACACACAUAGGGCCGGAGACAGAAGAACAGUUAUGGCUUCAUCGGCGGUGAGCCACAGCCACGGCGGGCAGCACCAGCACCAGCUGCCGGCGGCUGGGAGCAUGAUGGCGCGGGUGGACCGGCUGGACCUGGUGGUGGGGUACUUGGAGGAGCUGCGCCACAGCGGCAGCGGCAGGUCUUCCACCACCGCCACAAGCACCUUGUCAUCGUCGUCCCCGACCACGCCUCGGGCUCGACCUCACGGGUGCCGGUCGGCGGAGGAGCUGCUGCGGGAGACCAAGGCCAAGGGGAGCCUGGUGGAGCGCAUCGCGUUCCUGGAGGACCGGGUGCUCCGGAUGGAGGAGGAGCGCAUGGAGAUGUCGUCGAGCAUGCAGACGGCGGAGUCGGCGAGGAGGACGAUGAGGAUGAUGAUGAACGGCAGCGGCGGGGCUGGGGCUGAACCGGGGAGUCCCGGGAGCGGGAAGAAAGGGAAGAAGGGGCUCAAGAGUUUGGUCAAGUCGUGCGUCCGAGCAGGCGCCAAGCUCAAGACCAAGGAAUAGUCGAGUCUAUACUAGUCCUAGUCGUGUGUGUACGUGCGUGUGUUCACGUGUAUGUACAUCAUGUACAGUUCACGUAUCUGUAAAAACAUGUUGUGAAAUCUACACGUUGUAGAAAGUAGUGAUACAUGCUUCGUGUGUUAUUUUUGC
Triticum dicoccoides is the source of this 741-nucleotide messenger RNA. RefSeq lists its product as uncharacterized. Lineage: Eukaryota; Viridiplantae; Streptophyta; Magnoliopsida; Poales; Poaceae. The transcript has a single exon. The coding region runs from base 88 to 594 and encodes 168 amino acids. The record is from RefSeq and is a predicted model, not a curated record.